AUGUCGUCUAAAACAAAAGAAGAAAUUCAAACUUCUAACAACCAAGAUAGUUCUGAAGAAGAAGACGAGAAUUUCGUUGAAAAAAUACUUAUUAAGGAUCAAUUCAAACUAAAUGAUUCUUUUCGUGAAGAAGUCGAUUCAGUCAUCAAAUAUAUGUAUGUAAUGCGUACACUUACAGACCGAUUUCUGGAUAUGUGCAUUUCGGACCAAAGCUGGCAUUUUGACGAUAAUACUAACAUAAAAACCAGUGGCUGGAGAUAUAUGCAAUGUUUCAUGAAAUAUGUUCCAUUCAUCGAAGACAAUAAAUCAGAAGCUGCAAGUUUGAAUCGGCUACACGACAAACUGGGGCGGAUCGAAGAGGAACGUUACUAUGAUUUCCUCUACGUCGACCACGAUUCAAGCGUCUUCAGAACAUCCAGAGACCUGUUGAAAGAUAUUGAAACAGUGUACAAUUCUGUUGAAAUCCUCCUGAUGAGAUGCAAUCGUAGAAGGAGGAAACUGGAGAAAGCAGCGAUUGUAACUGAUCUCAAACACCAUUGCGAAAAAUAUCGUUUGACUGUACGUGAUUUGGAUAACGAGCUCAUUCGACUAUCAAAUCUUCAAAAAUUUGUGAAAGAUAAUGGUCCAUUUCACGGAGAGCACUUCCAACAAGGGCUUUUAAUAAUUCAACAGAUUACUACAUUGAGAAGUGAUAUGAUCAUAGAGCAAAUGAGAAAAAGAGAACUGGAGAAGAUCAGAAGCUGUAAAAGUAGAAGUAAAAGUAAGAGCAAAGGCAAAACCAAGAGCAAAAGUGCCAGUCGUACAGUUCGAGUUUCGAAAAAAUAG
Molecule: messenger RNA, 825 nt
Organism: Caenorhabditis remanei
Lineage: Eukaryota; Metazoa; Nematoda; Chromadorea; Rhabditida; Rhabditidae
Exons: 5
Coding region: 1-825 (274 amino acids)
Source: RefSeq, a predicted model, not a curated record